This is a messenger RNA of Gaeumannomyces tritici R3-111a-1, 379 nucleotides long. RefSeq lists its product as hypothetical. The coding region runs from base 1 to 267 and encodes 88 amino acids. The record is from RefSeq and is a predicted model, not a curated record. The transcript is spliced from 2 exons. Lineage: Eukaryota; Fungi; Ascomycota; Sordariomycetes; Magnaporthales; Magnaporthaceae.
AUGCCGAGAAGGGGCAAACAGUCAAUAACAAGAGCCAGUCUGCGGCGCCUACUUAGUAGACCGGGCCUCCAGGGCGAGAUGAGAGCCCAGGGCGAGAUAGAGAGUAGAGUAGUGCGGCUCAACGGUGGCUUUGACUUUGACGCAUCUGCUAGUUCGUGUCACAGCAUUUUGAGUCUCCAUCCAUUCCACUCAUUCCACCACCCGUUGAUCCCUAGGUUGAUAUUAUCGGGCCGGUCAAUCUCUAUCUCUCCAAAGGGCGCGUGGUAACUCAACGCGAGACACCCCUCUCUCUUUUCUCCACUCCCACUUCUGACGGACAUGUAUCCGAGUGUUGAGAGGCGAGCAGCGAGGCUGUGAUCUUUGCUUCUUUUAACCUCUG